Dunckerocampus dactyliophorus (ringed pipefish) is the source of this 5742-nucleotide messenger RNA. It is a transcript of the gene mief2, whose product is annotated as mitochondrial elongation factor 2. Bases 4058 to 5452 code for a protein of 464 amino acids. The record is from RefSeq and is a predicted model, not a curated record. Gene Ontology annotation, cellular component: mitochondrial outer membrane. NCBI's taxonomy places the organism in Eukaryota, Metazoa, Chordata, Actinopteri, Syngnathiformes, Syngnathidae. The transcript is spliced from 7 exons. Gene Ontology annotation, biological process: positive regulation of mitochondrial fission; mitochondrion organization.
UAUAUUUAAAAGUUGGCCGUAAUGGACGGCAUUAGCUCCCUGCUACCAGUCGCAGCUGGCGUCUUCUUGGUCGCACUCAGUCAUGCGGAAAAAAAACACUAAAGAAACUGUGAAGCAACUGAGUGCACAUAUUUGAAGAAAUAUGUUGUUUCCACAUAAUAUGACGAGAGCUGCGACCGCCAAUUCAAACUACCAAAAGUUAAGCGGAUCGGGUCAAUCUUACUAUAAACAUUUCACUUCCGGGUUAAACACCCCCCCCCUCUUAAUCACAUAAUUAUUUGCACGUCGCAUAGAUAAUCACCUGAUUGACAUGGGCACAUAUGUCCGACUUAAGAUCACUGCUAAUAGCUGCAUAUAUGGAUAAAUGUGCAUUUAAAUGAGUUGUUUCAGACGAUUGCUGUAAUUAUUGACUCACAAGACGUCAUAUAGGCUGGUGAUGUGCAGAUCGAUACCGAUAUGUUGAUAUUUCCGACACCAGCUCUUCAUGCUCUAAAAUCGAUUCUCAAAUCAAAAUAUUGAUACUUUUGAUAUUCAGUCAUUUGAGGUUAUGUUUGUUGAAAGGAUGUAAACGGAGCCAUGUGUGAAUUUUAAAGUUCUCAGUCUUGUAGUUCUUAAUAAUGAAUCGUUUGUUUUAAUGGUUUUAUUAUUUUACUUAUUUUGUUUAAACUACAAUUUUCACAUUCUGUCUGCUUCUGUGGUCUUGUUAUUUCUACUCUUAUUGUAGCUUGGCUAUAGGAUUGGGCGAUGUGGACUUUAGAAUGUAUCAUGAUAUUUUUGGGAUGUAUCAGGGUAUGACGAUGUAAUUAAAUUCAGCAUAUGAAAAGCUACAAACCUUAACCCAUAUUAUUAAAUUAAAAGUAAGCUUACCCAUGGCAUUGUGAAGAGAAUGUACAAAGCAAGCCAGUCUAUUUCACUUGUGCAGGUUAGCUGCUUUCGCAACAUUACUUGUACACUGUCAGUAGUUACACACACUUGUUUCUUCUCAUCUAAGUCCCAUUCCUGGAGAAACCCCUUCAACUCAGUUGUGAUGUUUUCACCUGCAUCUUCCUCUGGAAAAAAAACUUUUCUGGAGACAGGACGACUUCAAUGUCCAGUCACUGGUCACGUAGUGGACCGUGAGGCUAAUAUAUGGUUGAGUUUCUCGGAUACUACCCGUCUGUACUACAUCUGCUCUAUUGAAAUGUUUUCUUGUUUGUUCUGAAAAACACAUCAUCAACACGGCUUUUUUCUGUAUAUCAUUGAUACGGUAUAAGUCAUUCUCUUAUCAUGGGAAGAAUUUCUACCAGUACAUAGAAAUUAUCGCCCAACCCUACUUGGCUAUAUUGUACAUCACCCUGCUACCUUAAUAUACUUCAGGGUAUAGCAUAAAAUAAAUAAGUAAAUAACUUAGUAUUAUUAUGAAAUUAUUCAUUUGUUUAAAUUAAUCAUUUAUUUAAUUACUAAAUUAAUUAAAUGUCCUGCAUCCUUUAUCAAAGAUAUGAAAUACACCACUUUUUAAAAUUUACAUGACCAGAUUAGGUGAACUUGCACAAAGUAUCGGAUCGGUAUCGUCGAUACCAGCCUGAUUUGACUCAGUAUUGGAUAGGAAACAAAAUCAGUGGUACCACACAUCACUAAUACAGACCCUCCGGAACAUAAUGACGUAUAUUUGUCUACAGACAAGGAGCACACAUUUAAAGUAUGAGGGACUGCACGAUUCAGUAAAAAAAAUAAAAAUAAAAUGCAAGUCACGAAUUUGAAGCUUAGACCCUGUUCAGGGCCACGUGCGUUUGUUUUUGUUUUAAAGUAAACACAAUGUUUAUUCAUAGUAUUAUUACACUACUUGUCUUGUUCUGCUCUGAAGAGACUUCCAGUGGUCUUUCUGCAUGUGGUUCCUUUUUGUAGUCCUGUUGUCUGGGACUGGGAUCACAACGUGAAGUACAGCAGUUGUUCUUUGCAUACGUGCAGAUGCCCUGACAGAAAAUGGUGUAGCUUUAGCUCAGUGUAACCUGACGAGGAAAGUUGUUAAAUAUUUCACCCCCACUGGUGUGACUCAGCCGUGCGUGUGCCUAUAAAUAGGACGUAAUGCUGGGAACUUUCUCUUCAAAUGAUCACCUGUUGCAAACGUAGUUGUUGUUGAAGUGGAUGUAUGCCGUGGUCACUUUAGAAGUCACCGUACUUUUGUCAAAUCACACACUUGUUUCCAUGAGGGAUGCUCCCAUCAGUGUUUUAUACUGCUGAUUCCGAUAACGAUCAUCCCUGAAUGAGAUGGGCCAAUACGGAUAGUGAUACCGAUGACAUUGUCAUGUCCGCACGUAUUACGCUUCUCGCUCUUGGGAUUGUUGUAUGGUCGUCCAUCUUGCGCUGUCAUUGGCUGUCUUGUCAGGAUGAAAUAGAUGUCAGGCAGCAGAUUUCGUCUUCGUCUUCUAAACCUGGCUGGAGCUACGCGUCAACACACUGCUGAUGAUAAGCAAACAGUCAGACACUGACUGACUGGUCGUCACAGUGGACACGUUCAGCAAACAAAAAAUGCGGUUAGGCAGCAUUAGGAUUAUUUGGCCAAAAUACACCAUCUAUCAUAGAGCAUCGAAUUUUUCAAAAUAAUACUUGGUCAUCAAGUGACUUUUUUAUGUCAAGCUAUAUAAAAAUCCAAAGAAAGAAAUGUAAGAUUAGUAUUAAGAUUAGUAGGUUAGUUGCUUUGGCCAUCAGAGCAUUCAACUACGGGACAGUUCUGCUCUUGUUUCGGUGAAGUAACUCAAAUGUAGUAACAAGUCAUUACAAUUCACAGUAACAUUUGUAACAAAAUCAUUUCAAAGUAACAUAAGGUAAUCUCUCGUUUAUGGCGGUUAAUUGCUUCCAGACCCGAAAGUGAUAAGUGAAUUUCCACCAAAGUAGGAUUCCUUUUAUAAAUAGCAUAUUUCCAUAGUUUACAAUGUUCAGAGAUGGUUUUUAAUAUUAUUAGAGCCCUUUUAGACAUGAAAUAACACCCCAUAGUCACCUUUACAUUCAUAUUACCUAAUAUAGUAGAUGUAAUAAGAGAAAAUAAGUAGGGGUGUCACAAGAUCUUGCAAGAUUAAAAUAGGUUAAAUAAUAAUGGCGAUAAUAAAUCAGUUAAUCACACGAUAAAUGAAAAUGAACUGGAUAAUUUUGCCAGCCUCCAAAUAUUGUCAUGUGCAUGCAUGUUUGUUUUCCUCGGUGCGCCCCCUCCAAACAGGAACAGGCAGGAAGAGGGUUUCCUCUGUGCGUUGGUUCACAACACCUAGACUUCAUAGAACAACAGAGUGAGAACUCUUGUCAGUCAUAGUUGCUUUGUCUCUGUGGAGGGAGGCGGGGCCUCUAGCAUACACACACAGUGCAGCAAGGGAGCCUCGGGAGGAGCAAUGCAAGGUAAUGUACUAUAAAUUAGGAGGGGAAAAAGAUGAUGGCAAAGCCAAACGCCACAGUCCCCGUAUGGUAAUAUUAAUAAUGAGCAAAGCCGAACAAGCCAGUAUGCCAAAUUUGUUGGAAUUAAUGUUAAAAUCUUGUCUUGUGCAUCGUGUCUGGUGACACCCCUAAAAAUAAGACAUAAAUAAGACUCAUGCUCGUGUGUGUCGCAAAAAAUGUGUUCCGGACAUGUGGACAGGAGGUGACGUCGGGGGUUUAGAAUUGAGUUUUAGCUGGAUUAUGGCCGCAACAGUAGCCCGUGUUAUUGUUAUUGGUAUUAUUAUUAUUAUUAUUAUUAUUAUUAUUGUUGUUGUUGUUGUUGUGCCUGUUGUGAGAUCAUUUAAACGUGCAAUAAAAGCAUGUUGUUCUGGCGAUCAAGUCUGGUGCUUGUCUCAAUGAACAAUUACUGACACCCAGUGGCCAAUGUAGAAUACUACAAUUUGAAUGCUUCUUAAUGGCUUGCAUUGAAGUUUUAGUUCAUUUUGCUAUUUUAUUCUUGAAAAUGCAUAGUUUAGUAAAAUAAAAACAACUAGGUACAGUUUGCUUUUGGAAGUAACUUGGCCAACACAGUCUGGUCUUGUGUUCUUUUCUUCGUGCAUCAACUGGCACAUGACGUGUUUGUUCCCCUGGAGGCUGACUCUCACAGGGACGAGCCAUGAUGAACUUCCAAGGCGGUCGGAGGAGAGGUGAGGAUGGCAUCGCUGUGGUGAUCAACUUCCUGCUGUCCAACGCACGCCUGGUGCUGGGAGUGGCUGGAACCGCCAUGCUGGGCAUCGCCACACUGGCGGUUAAGCGUCUUAUUGAGCGUGCGGGCCGCGCUGCCGAAGAAGAGAAGGUGGAGCAAAAGAUGGCAGAGAGCUGGGAGGAGCUUAGCUUGGUGUCGUCAUCGCCCACCCUGAUCAAGAAGGGUCUGGAGGGCGUGGUCAUGCAGCACGUUGCCAAGGCAACCAGACCACAGAAAGCCGACCUGUGCCGACAAAGCCAAACAUCUUCUGACGAGUCCAAAGCUGAGCCAAAGUCCCACAGGGUCCACGUGUGUGUCCCCACAUUGCAGGAUCGACUGCUGCACUUCUACCACACCCGGGCGGCGCUCUCUCCGCUGGAGGUCCAGCGGGCCCAGUCGCAAGCUCUGGACAUCUGCACCGAGAUCCAAGGCUUCCUGCACAGCCGUCUCCCCGACAUGCCACUAGGAGAGAUGAGCCUCGGUGGCUCUCUGCUGGACGACCUGCAGGUGGUAAGUGCAGACCAUGCGUGUCUGCUGGUGCCUCUGCAACUGGAGACUUCUCUGUGGCGUCUCAUUCCGGGAGAGGCGACGCUGCUCACGCACCCUCUGCACUGGAUGGUCCGACGUGUCAACUUGGAAUAUUUCCCCAGAGGACGCAGCUACUGGGACAGGUACCUGGUGGGUGGCUACUUGUCAGCAGAGGCUGUUGUUAACAUGUUGAGCAAAGUGGUGAUGGAAACGAUGAACUGGCCGUCCAUCAGCAGCACUUUGGAUUGUCUUGUUCGACCAGUGCUGGGAGGACCGGAGCUGAGACUGGAGAUUGGGCCCACAAACGAAAGCAGCAUAAGCGAGCAAAGGCUUUUUAUCUCCGUGCUGCCUCUCCUGAGGAAGGGUGACGUGGUUCUGACCAGCCAGCCCGAGCUCACCGCCCCCUGGCUCAACGCCUGGCAUCUGUCCCUCUACCCCUGGGAGACGCAGCGCCUGGCUCAGUUGGACACGUCUGACGACGGCUGCCGCAGACUGACCCUCAAACUGCUCAAGGCAGUGUGCCGGCUCAACCCCGCCCUGCGCCCGCUGGACUCCACCCCCCUGGUCAACCUCAUUCUGCACCUGAGCGAGCGUGAGGGCAACUGGAGCGAGUGUAGCCUGCACCUUCGCUUCCGGCAGUGCAUCGCCGAGCUGAUUGGCCACCUGGAGCAGGAGGCUCUGCACAGCUACUUCAAGCCCACCGUCAACCUGCUGAGCGGCCUGACAGAGGACCAAGUGGACCAGAUGGGCUUCAUGCUGUACUGUGCCACCUCAGAGCCAGAAAUACUGCUCAUAUGACAUGGUCGCACCAUGCACUACUUUAAGAGGAGGAAAAACGUUCAGGAGCUGUGCCAACAAUUGGAAUCAUGAGGAUGCUUCAGGAGGUGCCUGAUUUAAAAACAAGACUUGAAGGAGGACAAGGACUCGGAAGUGCUCUGUCUCAUGUUUAUAAGGUGGAAUAGCUCUUUACAUGCAAGUUGCCUCUUUUUAUUCUUCUUGCUUUUAAACACACAUGAAAUGUAUAUUUCCUUGAGUGAAAUAUUUUAUGGGAGGGUGGAGUGAAAAUGACAAUAAAACACUUAAGAUUG